AUGCUCAAUGCAUUCGGCUUGAUUCUAUUAGCUCUAUAUGUGAUAUUUCGACCACAUCUGAAUAUGGACGAAGUCUUGGGAUCCGCACUGACCAAUAUCCCCGGUGUUGUUGCUUGGUCAAUUCUGACCACUUCGAAAGCUCCCAGAUUGCAUCCACACUGGCAGUAUGAAGUGUGGUUUCAUUUAAUCAUUACACAGGCAGCAAUUAUUCUCAUCUAUCAGUUAUUUCUCCGACCGAAGCAAUUUGUUUACUUGGGCAGAGCGAUCCAAGCACUGCGCAAAAUGAAUUGGACCAUGAUUAUGCGAAAGACAACACAGGAAAUGGAAUUAUCGAUCAAAACUAGUUCAACCCCGCCGUAUGGGGGACAAAUUUUGCGACGCACGUCAACACCGGCCAGCGCACUGUUUCAUCAGUUAAGCGUUUCAUUGGAUUCUGUCAGCUCACUAGAACUAGAUCAAUCUGACAAUAAGUUACGAGCCGUUAAUGCUUAUGUAAGUUGA
Messenger RNA from Echinostoma caproni, 501 nucleotides. NCBI's taxonomy places the organism in Eukaryota, Metazoa, Platyhelminthes, Trematoda, Plagiorchiida, Echinostomatidae. The record is from the annotation of a GenBank genome assembly.